AAAAUGUGUAAGUGGUUUUUUGUUUUUGUGGUCAGUUCAUUAAAUAGGUUAGUCAAUUGUGAUAUUCCGUCGUCCAAAAUAUUAAUGAGUUACUGGUCAGAAAAUAUUAUGUCAAAAACAAAUGUAUCUAAUUCUGAAUAAGUAUUAUCCCCAAAAAUUUCUUUUGAUUUCUCCUCUAUGUCCUCAAUAUUACUCAUACUAUAGAUAUAUGAGAAAUUAAACAAACACACACAAACAUUUUUUUUCUCUGGGGAGAUUUUUAAAUUACUAAAUUUAAUAACUAAAUAAAAUUAUUAUAUUGUAACGUGACAAAAGUAUCUAUUUAUUUUUUGUAUAUUUAUGUUUAUAUAUAUAUUUGUGUUGAGCCGAAUGCGGACUGCGACGGCGUUUGUCGGUAAAAUUAUCAUGAUAAGGUGUUGUGAUUUGUUUAUGCGCGUGCUAGAUAGACAGCUGUGUACUACUUCAGACCGGUUCAUGGACGGCAUUUGUGUGUACAUUCACACCGCUCCUUUCCCAUCUUGAACGUCAUUUGCACUGCUCACCGCAUAGAUUAUCGCCUUAUGAUUUAAAUUGUUCUUAGUAAUUUCCGGCACUGGGUAUUAAGUUUUUUUAUGACCCCUACUCCAAAGGCUAGCCGUGUUGUCCAAAUGGACCGCCGGGUCAAACGUCGGACGUCUUGUCGGGGAAUAGCCAUAGUCGGAACUGGUCGCACUAUUUCCCGUCCGUAUCGUGAGUUUUCUGUUGUUAUGUGCGUUGCAACUUUUUAAUUUUUUAUAUAUGCUUUUCGAUGAUAUGACAUUAUUUUUAAAUCAUGCUGAAAUGGAGCUAGAAAAAAAAAAUUCUGUAAUAAAAAAAAUUGAAAUAGAUACUAAAAUUAAGGAAAAUAAUAUUAAAACUUUGAAAGAAGACACUGAAUUAUUAUACAAAGAGAAGACCUCAUUAGAGAAACAUAUUGAAAGCUUAAAAGGAAAUGAAAAUUUAUUAGAUAAUAAAUUGUCUAAUGCAUUGUCAGAAAUUGAAAAAAAACAAGAAACAGUUAAAGAACUUGAAACUUUGGGGGUACAAUUAAGAGCUGAAAUCCAGUCAUUAGAAUAUAUGAAAAAAUCUUUAGAAAAAAAAUUAGGGUCUUUUAAAGAACGUAAUAAAAUACAGUCUGAAAAAAUUAAGUAUUUAGAAAAUAUCAACAUUAAACUUAUAAAUGAAUGUAAUAUCUUAAAAGAGGACAAAAAAAUUUUAGAAGAUAGAAUAGAUACAUUAGUUAAAAAUGAAAUAUCUGAUAAAAAUUAUAUUGAGACACUUACCAAUACAAUACAAGAAGAACGUUAUACCCAACAAGAGAUGCUACAAAAAAUCACUAAAUUAAAUGAUUCGAAAAACAAUCUUAAAAUUAUGCAUUCAACUAAUGAAUCCGAAAUGGUAGAAAAAGUAAACAUUUAUCAAAAUACUAUAAAAAGCUUUGAGUCAAAAAAAGUAAAACUCGUUGAAGAAAAUAUGAACUUCCUGGAUGAUAUGACAUUAUUUUUAAAUCAUGCUGAAAUGGAGCUAGAAAAAAAAAAUUCUGUAAUAAAAAAAAUGGAAAUAGAUACUAAAAUUAAGGAAAAUAAUAUUAAAACUUUGAAAGAAGACACUGAAUUAUUAUACAAAGAGAAGACCUCAUUAGAGAAACAUAUUGAAAGCUUAAAAGGAAAUGAAAAUUUAUUAGAUAAUAAAUUGUCUAAUGCAUUGUCAGAAAUUGAAAAAAAACAAGAAACAGUUAAAGAACUUGAAACUUUGGGGGUACAAUUAAGAGCUGAAAUCCAGCCAUUAGAAUAUAUGAAAAAAUCUUUAGAAAAACAAUUAGGGUCUUUUAAAGAACGUAAUAAAAUACAGUCUGAAAAAAUUAAGUAUUUAGAAAAUAUCAACAUUAAACUUAUAAAUGAAUGUAAUAUCUUAAAAGAGGACAAAAAAAUUUUAGAAGAUAGAAUAGAUACAUUAGUUAAAAAUGAAAUAUCUGAUAAAAAUUAUAUUGAGACACUUACCAAUACAAUACAAGAAGAACGUUAUACCCAACAAGAGAUGCUACAAAAAAUCACUAAAUCAAAUGAUUUCAUAAACAAUCUUAAAAUUAUGCAUUCAACUUAUGAAUCCGAAAUGGUAGAAAAAGUAAACAUUUAUAUAAAUACUAUAAAAAGCUUUGAAUCAAAAAAAGUAAAACUUGUUGAAGAAAAUAUGAACUUCCUGAAUGAUAUGACAUUACUUUUAAAUCAUGCUGAAAUGGAACUAGAAAAAAAAAAUUCUUUAUUAAAUAAAAUGGAAAUUUAUACUAAAUUUAAGGAAAAUCAAAUUAAAGCUUUGAGAAAAGUCCAAAAAAAUUUAGAAAAUAGAAUAGAUACAUUAGUUAAAAACGAAAUAUUUGAUAAAAAUGAUAUUGAGUCACAUACCAAUACAAUACAGGAAUUGAUAGAAAAAGUAAAUAUUUAUCAAAAUACAAUAAAAAGCUUUGAGUCAAAAAAUAUAAAACUCAAUGAAGAAAAUAUGAAUUUACUGCUUGAAACUGUAAGUCAAAUAUCUCAAAUAAAGAUAUUAGAAGAUAAAAUACAUGAUUUUCAGUCUAAAGAACAGAAACAAUUAGAAAGCCAUAAUUUAGCUAUUGGACACUUUAAACAACAAUUAAAAAGUGCAGAAGACGUUCUAUUAGAUCAAAAGACUCGAGCUGAACAAGAUAAUGAAGUUUUUAAAUUGAAGGUUUUAGAACUUCAAAUACAACUUAAACAAUAUAAACAAAAGUACGAUAAAAUUUCAAAAGACUAUGAAAUUUUAAAAUUAAGUGGAAUCCAGGAUACUGAUAUUAAACUACAAAUACAAUUAAAAAAAACAGAAAAAGAAUUAAUCGAGUGCCAAAAACAAUUAAUCGAGUGCCAAGAAAAAUAUAAUAUUUCCUUAUUUGAAAAUCUUAACACUCAAAAUAAGAAAGCAUUACAAAAGGAAGUGAUAGAUUUUCAAAACAAUGCUAAAUUUUUAAAUAAUAAAUUCAGCGAAAAAGAAAAAACAAUGAUUUUUUGUAAACUUAAUUCUUAAUUUACCAAAAAAAAAGUAUCAUGGAUCAAAUGUUAAGACUUGAUAAGUACCAUUUACUUAAAUUUUUUUAUUAACUAUUUGUAUUUAUAUUUUACUUUAAUUUAAAAUGAAUAUUAUUUUGUCUAAGUUUAUAAUUUAUAAAUAUAUAAUAAAAAUUUAUCACUUGUGGCUAAUUAAUUAAAUAAAAUUAAAACUAUAUUAAAAAUAUUAUUAAUUUAAAAACUAAUAAAUAUUAAACUUAAAAGCCACAAAAAGUUACUAAAAAGUAACGUAUUUCAGAAACAAUGUUAUUAUCAACACUAAACAUAUACCGUAUGUGUUGUUUGUAAUAUUUUUAAUAUAGUUUUAAUGUUAUUUAAUAUAAUUUAUAAAAUUAAAUACAAAAAUAUAAAACACAAAUUUUUAAUUUUAAACCUCCAAUGCUUUAAGAAGAGGUAUUAUUGGUUUCCCAUCUUUUUUGCAUUUUUCUAUAGUUUUGAAUGCAUUGUCUACAAAUUCUUCAUUUUCUGUAUUACAUAAUUUUUUAUAUGUAGCUGAACGUUCAAUGUCAGCUUCUUUAUCUUUUAAAUGUAAUGCUACUUUAUCAGUCCAAAAUUGGUAAUGGCAUUUAAUUAAAACAUAACUUUUGUACAAUUUCAUCAAUCAACUCACACACUAUUCAUCAUAUUCUCUUUUUAACUUUAUUGUUCGAUCAGUUGUAUCUUCCUACAAUAUUUUUUGUAUUCAUAUAAUAUUUGUAUUUAUCCAUUUCUUCUUGGCAGUCCGUUAUUAAUCUUAUUUCAUUUUCAUUAAUUUUCUUUUCUUUUAUUAAACAUCUCUUUUUUAUAGUGUCGUUCUUCUUGGAAUUUAGAAUUAAAGUAAAUGUAGGAUUAUAAUACAAACAUUUUAAAAGAUCCAUUAGUUAAGAUAUUAUUUGAACUAUUGAUUUUUAUUAAUUAUUACAUAAAUUAAUAUGGUUUAAAUGACUCUAGAAAAAUUUGUUGUUAUUGCUAUUGAUACUAAUAUUUUACUCCAGUAGCGAUUGUCGAAAAUAUUCAAUAAAUCCGAUUAAUUCUUUAGAGUUACAUUUUAAAAAUCUAGACACGCUUCGAUUUUAAAAUUACCCUCUGUCGGUUACAAGGAUUAUUAGGGACAAUCGUGUUACUUUUAUAUAAUAAUUACUUAUAUAUAAUCAUAUAUUCUAAAAAUUGCUUAAAAUUACUUAUAUUAAAAGUCAUUAAUUAUUCAUUAAAAUGGAUUAAUUCGACGGGUCAUCUUAAUCAAUAAUUCUAUCAAAGACUUCUUCGCUGUCACAGGACCUCUCUAUUUUAAAUUAUGAUGUACAUCUCGAUCAUUCCCCUUGAAAAAUAUAAUUAUUUAAAUAUCAAUAUAUUUUGAAUAAAAAUUUGAUUAUUGCAUACUUACUCGUGUAUAACUAUUCAUUUCAAUAUUUCCAAACUUUAUUUCCCUUAUUUAUAUUUGAGUCAGAUAAUCAAGUAGUCGAGUAACUAGGUCAAUUAUUAACCUCUAUAGUGUAUAGUUGCAUUCGCCUGGUUACAAUUUUGCCAUCUCGCCAUUUUUCACAGCCAUUCAUAGCCAGUCACCACCAACGCCACAGCCACGGUUAAUGUCACAUUCAAACCACGACCAUUACUAUGACUUUUGUUGUUUUAUUUUGAGCCACAGUCCCUAUCUUAUAGAACAUUCAAAUCACAAGCCUUAACAUCUUCGUGUAAUUUCGUAUGUAGUGCUUGAUCACCGAGACAUCAAAUUACUACAAAUCGUACAUAUUUAUGUUCUAUCCUCCCUUUGGUGACUCAUCCCAUUGGAUGAGUAAUUUCUAGCUAUAAAAUUAAUUCCUUAUUACUAUUACUAUUGAAAUAUAUAGUAUUGUUAUAUUAUUAUUUUGGGGCCCCGUCCACAUUACAGCAUUGUCUAUUUAUUAUAGUCGUCAAGUCCAAUUUAUUUUAUUAUGGAAUAUUUGAAUUAUUAUUAUUUUCUGUAAAUCCGAUAUAUUUUAUUAUUAUUUUCCGCAAGUCCGUUAAAUAAUUUACUUUGUGGCAUAUAUAUAUAUAUAUAUAUUAUUAUUUUCGACCAGACCACUACAUAACGUUAUGGCAUUUUUGAAUUAUUUUAUUUGAUACUUAUGGCUUAUAAUUAUUCUGUUCGAUUAGAUAGACAUAUUUUUAUAAUGGUAAACCAUUGUAACUGUUUAUAACAGUAAAUUUCUUUGUAUGACAUAUUAUGACUUCAUUAAAUACGCAUUACUCAUAAAAUAGCAAUUGUUACUAAUAGAGCCAGCCAGUUAAUACUGUUAGACAUUUUUUUAAACAUUACAUUUGACACGCACAUUUCAUCACCAAUUUAUUCAUUAAUGGUAAACUUGAUUUGUUGCAGCACUAGUUAUAGGUCACUUUACUGCCGUGCUAAGCGAAAACAGGAUAACUCUAGUCAACAUGAUUUUUCAGGAACACAAAAAAACAUUUUUAACACUAAAUCAAGGUACCCUUUUUCCUCAAUGUAUAAACAUAAGCCAAAAGACGGUAAAUUCAUUAUUUUUUAUGUGAUAUACCAAGUCUUUGGAUUUACCGUGUUUUCGUUUACAAAACAUCAAAUAUAUAAUAUGUAAUAUAUAUAAUAUGUAUAGAACUUACCGUAUAUUUUCUUAUUUUAUAUUUCAAUUUAAAUGGGUUUUAAUAGGAAAUAUGCUAUUUUUACAUAAAAAAUCGGUGUAUAACCACUAAAUUUACCUAUAGAAACAAAAAAAAAAAAAAAUUUUAAUUUUGGAGUUAUCCUGUUUUUGCUUAGUACGGCAGUUUAAACACCCGUUACCUUUAGACUAAGAUAAAUCUUAAAUAAUUUGAAACGUCCCGCAAUAGGCGCAAGUCAGCCAACUUCAACAUGCCCUAAAUGUAUGUUUUUCAUUAUAAAUUACUGGACACUGACUUUUAUGAGAUGGUCACUGUGUGUUUUUUUUUUUUACGUGUAUUCAAUUUAUAUACAUUAAUUCUUCUAGCAUGCAUGUUUAACUUAAAUUAAGGCACCUAUUGUAAAUGUAUGCAAGUUUUUGACAACGUUUUGGCUACAUACAUUAGGAUAAUUUAACUAUUUUUAAUUGUCAAAUAUUAUAUUAUCUCUUUUAAAAAUCUAACAUUUUUUUUGUGCAUGCAUUGCUAACGAUUAUAUUCGGGCUCCUCACAACCCUUUUAUAUGUCACAUAAUAAACAUUAGCAUUCUGAACAGACCUUGAGAACAUUGAUGGUAUUACUUUGGGGCCCCGAGACUAUUCAAGAAGUUGACGACAGGGCCGGACUUCUCAUAGGAACCGCUUGGUAGCCGACGAUUGAGAGCCCACGUGAUGGAAGCUCCUCCAAAGCUCAAAAGCUUACGAACUUAGGAGUAUGGACAUCGAAUAUCCAGAGGUUCUUACUAAGAUGCUUAUGUCUCUCCAAAUAACUUUAUUUUAGAUUACACUUUUUUUAAUUAUCCCAAAAUUGUUUUAUUUUGUUAAGGCCUGAGGUCUGACCUAGAAUGUAGGAGGAGCAGCUAAUACGAUCACAUAAUGUGAUCGUAUCUCAUAUUAUUAUUGUAACGCCGACUAGGCUUAUAUCGUUGACACAGUGACACACGUAUUACUACAGGAGGGCAGACUGCACACAUAAACACUUUUAUAAUUCACGGCCAUAAUGAUAUAUCCCUAACGACAGUCGACUAUUUACCAUCAUCGCGACCAUUACUCUUGUCUUAUAUUUAACUUAUCUUAUCUACCACGUUAAUAGUGUAUGUGUGUAUGUUGCCGUCAGCUCCCUGUUGGAUUAUAUCAUCUCUAGGUGUCCAGCAGGUUGUACAAUUUAUUUAAUGUAUCUUUACUUAAUAAAUAUUUAUAUCGUUGUUAA
Molecule: messenger RNA, 6932 nt
Organism: Daktulosphaira vitifoliae (grape phylloxera)
Lineage: Eukaryota; Metazoa; Arthropoda; Insecta; Hemiptera; Phylloxeridae
Exons: 11
Coding region: 778-3057 (759 amino acids)
Source: RefSeq, a predicted model, not a curated record